AUGGAAGGUCCACUAUCAAAAUGGACCAAUAUGGUGCAUGGUUGGCAGUACCGGUGGUUCAAAAUAGAAAAUGACACACUUCUAUAUUACACUUCUCGGGAAAAAAUGCUGAAAGGACAACAGAGAGGUUUGCUCUAUAACCUAAUUACAUCAAAAGGUUUUUUUCUAGGCCAAAUUCGUCUUUCUGGUGCUGUCGUUGGAAUUGAUGGUGAAAACAAUAGCCUUUUCACAAUCACCGUCGAAGGAAAAACGUUUCAUAUGCAGGGAAGAGACCUAAGAGAACGAAAUCAAUGGGUUCGAAUUUUGGAGAACUCAAUUCGGGCCAGCAGUGGAUAUGCGAAAAAUGGAUCGAUUGGAACUACGCCUGCUCAACAUUUCAAGCAGAAAACCGAAGAAGCUAGCGAGUUUUUGAAGACUCUAGUCGAUAAAGUAAAAGAACUGGAGCAGUUGAAGAAUGGCGAAAGAGUUGCCGAUGAGAAGAAAACUAUUGACUCCUUGAUUGCGGCGAGCAACAAUCUGACAAACAAUGUGAAACACGCUAUAAUUUAUCUUCAGAUGGCUCAAGCUCGCCUCGAUCCAAACAUGAAAACCGAGAAGUUAAUGUUCACACAUCCUGAUCUCGAUGAAAAGCCAUCAUCUCGUGUUGGUACUGUCUCCGACUCUACACAAACAAGCAGUCAUCCAUCGAGUAACACGGAGAAGCCGAUUUCUGGAAUUCAACAUUUAGAUCAUUUGAAACCGCAUCGUGCAGAGUCCUAUGCAAGUAGCGACGAAGAAGAGUUUUACGACGCUGACGAAGAACUGAUUGAUUUGGACAAGUUUGAAAACGAGAAAAGCGGGCCAGAAUCUGGAGAUUCCGAACGUUGUACUGACGCUGGUAUUAUGUCAUCUGAUGAAGAUGGAUACGAUUUCGGUGACUCACACGAGGAUUUCGACGAGAUUUAUAACAACGCGGAAGAGCAUGAUAUCGGAAAUGUACAACAAGAACAUGGUUCCGUUUUGAUGCAUCUUUUGAGUCAAGUGAGCGUCGGAAUGGAUCUUACGAAAGUCACUCUUCCCACUUUCAUCCUUGAACGCCGGUCACUUCUCGAAAUGUAUGCCGAUUUCUUCGCACAUCCAGAUCUGUUCAUUGCCACAAACGGAAUCGAUACUCCGGAAAAAAGAAUGAUCUCUGUUGUGAGAUACUAUUUGAAUGCGUUUUAUGCCGCAAGGAAAAGUGGGGUGGCCAAAAAACCAUAUAACGCUAUUCUUGGAGAAACUUUCCGGUGUCGGUAUACCGUUCCGAACUCUUCGCUUAGUGGCAAGAAGACCGAAAGUGGACCAUGGCCUGGCUCAGACGAAAAACAAUUGACCUUCAUUGCUGAGCAGGUUAGCCAUCAUCCGCCAAUUUCUGCGUUCUAUGCCGAAAUGCCAUCAGAAGGUAUAUCAUUCAAUGCCCACAUCUACACCAAAUCUUCAUUCCUCGGACUAUCAAUUGGAGUGGCCAGCAUUGGAGAAGGCGUCCUCACAUUGCACAACUAUGGAGAUGAACAAUACACAAUAACUUUCCCAAGUGGUUACGGACGUUCAAUAAUGAGCACUCCAUGGUUUGAAUUCGGAGGAAAAGUGAAGGUUGAAUGUGAGAAGACUGGAUACUACGCGGAUAUAGAAUUUCUGACGAAACCAUUCUUCGGCGGAAAACCACACAGAAUUCAAGGGACCAUUUGUCGAGAAGGCGUCAAAAAACCAAUUCUGACAGUUCGUGGAGAAUGGAACGGUACAAUGUACGCAAAGCCACCAAACGGAGACGAGUAUGUUUUCGUUGAUGUCAAAUCUAAGCCGGAAGUCAAAAAAGAAUGUAUUCCUGUGAUGCAACAAGGAAAACGAGAAAGCAGAAGAUUAUGGCGACAUGUCACUGCUGCACUACUCAGGAAUCGAAUUCAGACGGCUACAACUUCUAAACGGUUCAUUGAACAAAGACAAAGACAAGAAGCAAAGGAACGGUUGGAGAACGGAGAAAAAUGGACUCCUCUUCUUUUCGAAACCACGGACAAAGAAGGAGAAUGGAUGUACAAACAAAAAUUAGGCGUCAGAAAUACUCUGUGA
This is a messenger RNA of Caenorhabditis briggsae, 2085 nucleotides long. It is a transcript of the gene Cbr-obr-4, whose product is annotated as Protein CBR-OBR-4. The record is from RefSeq and is a predicted model, not a curated record. The transcript is spliced from 9 exons. Gene Ontology annotation, molecular function: sterol binding. Gene Ontology annotation, cellular component: membrane; intracellular membrane-bounded organelle; cytosol. The coding region runs from base 1 to 2085 and encodes 694 amino acids. Lineage: Eukaryota; Metazoa; Nematoda; Chromadorea; Rhabditida; Rhabditidae.